This is a messenger RNA of Guillardia theta CCMP2712, 1095 nucleotides long. RefSeq lists its product as hypothetical. The record is from RefSeq and is a predicted model, not a curated record. Gene Ontology annotation, molecular function: glycosyltransferase activity. The transcript is spliced from 3 exons. NCBI's taxonomy places the organism in Eukaryota, Cryptophyceae, Pyrenomonadales, Geminigeraceae. Bases 1 to 1095 code for a protein of 364 amino acids.
AUGAAGUCCUUUCGCAGCGUUUUUCUCGUCUGCUCAAUUCUGCUCUUUUUCUGUCUGGGUCAUUCAUCUUCGGAUGAUAGCAACAGCAGCAAACUCCAGGAUAGGCAAGGGAAGGAAGCAUAUGCGACUUUGAUAACCACCAAGGAGUACAUACAAGGGGCGAUCGUCCUGUCAAGGAUCGUCAAGUCAACCGACGAGGAGAGACCUUUCAUCGCCCUCGUCCUCGACGAACUUCUCCUCAACCUAGGAGGAAGCGCGAUCAGGCGUACCCUCGAGGACAACGGGAUAGAGGUCGUGCCUGUGCCUCGGGUCAAACGUCCGACAGGGGCAGGAGCCUUGAGUUACCCCAACUAUGCCACCACCUACAGCAAGCUCUUCGUGUGGAACCUGACCGCCUACCGCCUCGUGCUGUACCUUGAUGCUGACCUCCUACCUCUCAGCUCCCUUGCUCCCCUCUUCGAUCGGGAUGUCGACGUGGUCGCAGCUGUCCCUGACAUCAGCCUCCCCGACCACUUCAACUCUGCUCUCGUCCUCCUUCGUCCUAACCUCCUCCACCUGCAGCGGCUCCUUGCGCUGUCUUCCUCCCUCGAGCCCUACGACGGGGGGGACCAGGGGCUGCUGAACGAGUUCUUCAACAACAACUCAGCAUGGUACGAGUCGCACAGCUCCAACCGCCUCGGCCUGGAGCUGAACCUGCCCGUCGUCCUGUCUCGCCUUCACCCUCGCUCGUGGCUACGGACGCUGCCGAGAGCCAAGGUGGAGGAGGAGCAACGGUCCAACCUGCCCUCGUGCUUACUGAGUUCGCAGGUGAUUCACUUCUCCGGUGGGCCCGACAGGAGGCCAUGGGGGAUUGCGGGAGCCGUCGACCCCUCAGUCGCAGCAGCGGCUUUAGUGUGGCAUGCCGUGCUGUGCAAAAGAUGCUUCGACGUGAACGGGACGAGGAGGAGCGGGAGGGCAGGAGGGCGGGGAAGCUGUUUAAGAGCAGACCAGGUUCGGAAGCUGAUUGCGCUGCCUGUGAAUAACGCCAUGGCAGUCAGGUCCAUGGGCCCUGCAGCCUUCAAGGCGAAGGUGAAGGAGAUCCUGCAAGACGAGUGA